CCCUCUUUCGAUCCCAUCUCUCACCUCGCUCCCUCAUCCUCCCGCACCACCGCUACCACACGCGCGCGCACCAGGAGAGGAGCUCCUCCCCCCGAUUCCCAUGGCCGCAGGCGACUGCCUCGAGCCUACCUGCGCGCGCCCCUCUUCUACAACGUCGCGCCCGACCUCCUUCCCUUCCUCCUGCACCGUGCCCGUCUUCCCUGAGCUCCGCGUGCGCUACAUCGGCCGCCCUGACCUCCUGCUGCACGUCGAUGUCGUCGGUCUGCUCGCCUCCGGCCACCCCACACUGCCUCGAGUCGCCCACGACCUCCUCUACCCCGAGACUGCCGGCGACCCCCAGUUCGACUACGGUGUUGACGACCCCUCUCUCUUGCCAGAGCUACCAGACGUUGGAGUCCAAGAGCCAGACGCAACUGUCGACGAUGACUACCACUACUCGGGAGGUGCCUACUACUACGUGCAGCCCGCUGAUGACGACUAGGAGUACUUUAGGAGGAUCCCAGGCAGGAGGCCGGCGCCUCUUUCGAUCUGUAUCCUAGUUCGUGCUAGCCUUCUUAAGGAAAACUUGUUUAAUUUUUGUCUAUACUCAG
Molecule: messenger RNA, 590 nt
Organism: Triticum urartu
Lineage: Eukaryota; Viridiplantae; Streptophyta; Magnoliopsida; Poales; Poaceae
Source: RefSeq, a predicted model, not a curated record